Engraulis encrasicolus (European anchovy) is the source of this 1679-nucleotide messenger RNA. It is a transcript of the gene psmd5, whose product is annotated as proteasome 26S subunit, non-ATPase 5. Gene Ontology annotation, cellular component: cytosol. The transcript has 10 exons. The record is from RefSeq and is a predicted model, not a curated record. Gene Ontology annotation, biological process: proteasome assembly. The coding region runs from base 57 to 1574 and encodes 505 amino acids. NCBI's taxonomy places the organism in Eukaryota, Metazoa, Chordata, Actinopteri, Clupeiformes, Engraulidae.
GAACGUUCUCUCCACCGGUAGUGACGAAAAGUUAGCAUACCAAACAUUCAAGCGUUAUGGCGGCGACCAUUGAGGGGCUGUUAUCGGAGAUUUCCUCAUCUGAGGACCCACUAGAAGGGCUCAGAAACCUCCGAACUGCUGUUUUAUCAACUCCUGUAAACAACCUGAGAGAGCUAGGGUCCGGUUGUAAUUUGGAGGUGAUUUUUUCCCUUCUCAACACCGCUGACAAGGAACAAAUAGAAGUAUGUGUCGAGGUUCUGGGGCGCAUCCUGCAGGCUCAAGAUCCCGCCCUCUUGUUUCACGCGCGGAAGACGGAGCUCGAGGGUGGCCUUCAGCAUCCAGACGACACUGUCAAAAUUCUCACGCUCACACAGAUGGGCAGAGUGGUGGAGAAUGGAGAAGCUCUGACCCAGAUGUUGGCAUGUGAGAACAUCCUGAGGAAAGUCAUACAGUGCAUAGCUGCUGAGAAGAUUUCUGUUGCUAAAGAGGCUAUCUCUGCUCUAGCGAAGUUGGCUCAUUGUAAGCCUGGACUUGACGCCCUGUUCCGCACUCACCUUAAAGAUGUCAAGGAUGUCAUGGCCACCAGUGACAUCAUCCGGUACAGAGUUUAUGAGUUGGUGGUGGAGGUGUGCGCAGUCUCUGCCGUAUCGCUGGGUUACUGCGCCAGCACCGGCUUCAUCUCCCAGCUAUUAGAAGAGAUGGCUGGAGACGACAUCCUGGUUCGGGCCACUGCCAUAGAGACAGUGACCCACCUGGCAGAGUUCCAGCAUGGCCGCCAGUACCUGUCCCAGCAGGGCACCAUGGAGCGCCUCUCCAACAUGAUCAUCGCCGCCGAGCAAGACCCCUUCAGCAGCCUCUACCUACCAGGCUUGGUGAAGUUCUUUGGUAAGCUGGCUCUGCUGGAGGGCCCACAGCAGGUGUGUGAGUGCUACCCGGCGUUCCUCAGCACGGUCUUUGAGAUGCUGCUGGGUCCCGACCCCACACACACCACCGUCGCCCUUGACACCGUUGGAGCCCUGGGAGCCACUGUGGAGGGCAAACAGGUCCUGCACAAAACAGGUGAGAAGUUCAAAGCUGUGCUGAAAAGAAUGAGUCAUAUUGCCCAAGAUGGACCAAAUGAUCUACGUGUGCGGUGCAUCGAUGCCAUUGCACUCCUCCUCUCUCUCCCCGUAAGUAGUGAGGAUCAGACGGAGGAUCUGUGUGUUCUGACAGAGAGCUGGUUCUGCUCGCUGAGCUCGCAGCCCAUGGAGAUGUUCCGUACCAUCAGCACACAACCCUUCCCAGAGCUACACUGCUGCGCCUUACGGGUCUUCACUGCCAUUGGCAGCCAGGCUUGGGGCCAAAGGAUGAUGGUGCAGACUCCAGGUUUCCUGGAGUGGAUUGUGGACCGGUCGUCAGGCGUGACCAAGGAAGGGAAGGAUGCUAAGUUCGAGCUGGUCGGGGCACUGGUGACCUCGCCCACCACGCAGGAGCUGCUCGGUUCCCAGAAUACACUGCGUCUCAGGGCGUAUCUGAGGGAGGGUCCAUAUUACGUCAGCGCGGUGGCCGCCGUGUCCACUGAGGGAGCAGACUAAAAGGAAUACUCAAACACACUACGUCAUGUGCUCUGUUGAUCUUCUAAUGCCGUCUUUUGUAUUUGCCUAAUGUUUGUGUUUAAUAAAUGGUAUGUGUCAAACUGA